Molecule: messenger RNA, 1749 nt
Organism: Rangifer tarandus platyrhynchus (Svalbard reindeer)
Lineage: Eukaryota; Metazoa; Chordata; Mammalia; Artiodactyla; Cervidae
Source: the annotation of a GenBank genome assembly
AUGAGACCAUUGGAAAGACCCAUUGGCUGGACACACAAGGAAGCAGAGAUGCACGUUGGUCCCCAGCCCGACGAGAGGAGCAGGGGAUGGGGGCCCGGAGACAGGACCGCUGCCCCUUCUCCUCUCCCCCCAGCCCUGUCCCUCCUCCUCCUGUUACCACUGGCUGGUGCCCUACAGCCCACCUCACUGCCCUUUCCAGAACUCAGGCUGGUGGGGGGCCCAAGCCGCUGCCGGGGCCGCCUGGAGGUCCUACACGGGGGCUCCUGGGGCAGCGUCUGCGACGAUGACUGGGACGUGGUGGACGCCAAUGUGGUGUGUCGUCAGCUGGGCUGCGGCCUGGCGCUGCCCGUGCCCCGGCCCCUCGCCUUUGGCCAGGGCCGAGGCCCCAUCCUGCUGGACAACGUGGAGUGCCGCGGGCAGGAAGCCGCCCUGAGCGAGUGCAGCAGCCGAGGCUGGGGCGUGCACAACUGCUUCCACUACGAGGACGUGGCGGUCCUGUGUGACGAAUUCUUGCCCACGCAGCCCCCAACAAGGAGAGUGUUAACCAGCAGGGCACCCCCUACAACGCCCAAGAAUGGAAAAGGUGAGGGCAGCGUGCGCCUGGUCGGGGGCGCAGGCCCGUGCCAGGGCCGAGUGGAGAUCUUGCACGGUGGCCUGUGGGGCACCGUUUGUGAUGACGACUGGGGGCUGCCGGACGCCACCGUGGUGUGCCGCCAGCUGGGCUGCGGAGCGGCCCUGGCAGCCACCACCAACGCCUUCUUCGGCUACGGCACGGGGCACAUCCUGCUGGACAACGUGCACUGUGAGGGCGGCGAGCCCCGUCUAGCAGUCUGCCUGAGUCUGGGCUGGGGCGUGCACAACUGUGGCCACCACGAGGACGCCGGCGCGCUCUGCGCAGCCCUGGGCCACCCGACUCUCACAGCACUGCCACCGUUGGCCACAAGAGCGGACUGGGCCUGGCGCACAGAGCCAGAGGCUACAGGAGUUGGUGCCCUGCCUUCCAGGGAGCCCGCACGGCUCACCACUGCCGCCUGGGCGGCAGGGAAGAAAAGCGGGCGGCUGCGGCUGGUGGGUGGCCCGGGCCCGUGCCGCGGUCGCGUGGAGGUGCUGUACGCCGGGGGCUGGGGCACCGUGUGCGACGAUGACUGGGACUUCGCGGACGCGCGCGUGGCCUGCCGCGAGGCGGGCUGCGGGCCGGCGCUGGGCGCCACGGGCCUCGGCCACUUCGGCUACGGUCGCGGCCCCGUGUUGCUGGACAACGUGGGUUGCGCCGGCACGGAAGCCCGCCUCAGCGACUGCUUCCACCUGGGCUGGGGCCAGCACAACUGCGGCCACCAUGAGGAUGCGGGCGCACUCUGCUCAGGUCCAGAGGAGCUAGUUCAGCAGGAGGGUGCUGAGACCACCCGGGUGCCCACUCCUCGGCCCAGGGAUGGGCACCUACGUCUGGUCAACGGAGCCCACCGAUGUGAGGGGCGUGUGGAGCUCUUCCUAGGGCAGCGGUGGGGCACCGUCUGCGAUGAUGCUUGGGACCUGCGGGCAGCCGGCGUCUUGUGUCGCCAGCUGGGCUGUGGCCAGGCCCUGGCAGCCCCUGGUGAGGCCCACUUUGGCCCAGGCCGAGGCCCUAUUCUCCUGGACAACGUCAAGUGCCGUGGGGAUGAGGGUGCCCUGCUUCUGUGCUCUCACAUCCGCUGGGAUGCCCACAACUGUGACCACAGCGAGGAUGCCAGUGUCCUGUGCCAGCCGGCGUGA